AUGCGCGCCCAAGUUCUCGAAACGUUCAAGCAACCAUACACGUUCCGAACGGAUAUCCUUCCCCCGCCGCCGCCGGAGGGCUACGAGAUGCUCGACCGCGUCCUCGCCGCUUCGUCCUGCCAUGUCGAUGCUGUCUUCGCGUCGGGCGCGAUGCAGCAACAUCUCCCGCGUGUAGGAUUGCACGAGUUUGCCGGGACGGUGGAAGCUAAGCUAUGGGCUCGGAAGCCGCCAAGGUCGCCAAAACCACAGGACUCGCUAGGGGCCAGCUGGGGCGACGAGCCCGGAUGCGGAGUCUGGUGUCCGCGCGCGGCGAAUCUCGGUCUGACUCGCGACGGCGGGUUCCAGGAGUAUUGUCUUGUGGACGUCCGGCAAGUAGCGCGGGUGCUGGAUAGUGAGGGAGCAAGAAUGCGCGCCGUCGAUGUCGCACCGCUCAUGUCAAUUGCAAUAAUUGAUGCGGCGGGCGGGCUCGGACAUCUGGGUGUCCAGUUCGCCGCGAAACUCGGGUGGGAUGUCACCGCCGUCGACACAACGCCUGCUCUGGUCGUGUUGAAGGACGUGGUUGCAGAACUGGGGGAUGACGGGCGGAAUGUCACGGUCGUUGAUGCCUUGAACGAGUCGGUCGAGAACAUAAAGAAGCGACCCUUUGGCGACGCCCCUCAAGGGUGCGAGGGCGAGAAGGCGUGCGAUGCAUCUCUCGUUCUGCCGGAUUCACAAUCUGCGUUUGAUUUCGGCAUGGGCGUCCUCAAAAGCCACGGUACAUGCGUCUGUGUCAGCUUUCCGAAGGAUGGGUGGCGGUUCAAGCCGGGCGGUCUGGUCUUUCGGCACAUCAAACUGCUGGGCGUUUUGACCGGGUGCAACGGUCAAUUGCAGGCCAUGGUGAACUUUGCCGUAGAGAACGGCGUCAGGGCCAAGGUCAGAACGUAUCCUUUGGAGAAGCUCAAUAACUUGGUCGAGGACUAUCAUCAUGGUGUGGGCGGAAAGGUGGUCGUCGAUAUGACAUUGGAGUCAUGA
Molecule: messenger RNA, 1011 nt
Organism: Capronia epimyces CBS 606.96
Lineage: Eukaryota; Fungi; Ascomycota; Eurotiomycetes; Chaetothyriales; Herpotrichiellaceae
Exons: 3
Coding region: 1-1011 (336 amino acids)
Source: RefSeq, a predicted model, not a curated record